Molecule: messenger RNA, 1932 nt
Organism: Spinacia oleracea (spinach)
Lineage: Eukaryota; Viridiplantae; Streptophyta; Magnoliopsida; Caryophyllales; Amaranthaceae
Product: RNA cytidine acetyltransferase 1-like
Exons: 13
Coding region: 1-1932 (643 amino acids)
Biological process (GO): rRNA acetylation involved in maturation of SSU-rRNA
Cellular component (GO): 90S preribosome; nucleolus
Molecular function (GO): tRNA binding; 18S rRNA cytidine N-acetyltransferase activity
Source: RefSeq, a predicted model, not a curated record
AUGAGGAAGAAGGUAGAUGAUCGCAUCAGGACUUUGAUUGAACAUGGAGUUAAAGCUGGGCAUCGCUCCAUGUUUGUUAUUAUUGGCGACAAGUCCCGGGAUCAGAUUGUAAAUCUUCAUUACAUGCUAAGCAAGUCUGUUGUUAAAGCUCGACCAAGUGUUUUAUGGUGUUACAAGGAAAAAUUAGAGCUCAGCAGUCAUAAGAAAAAACGUGUUAAGCAAGUGAAGAAGAUGAUGCAAAGGGGACUACUUGAUCCCGAAAAGGUUGAUCCUUUUUCUUUAUUUAUUGAGAGCGGAGUGGUCUCUCAUUGCUUGUAUCGCGAUUCAGAGAGGAUACUUGGAAAUACUUAUGGCAUGUGUAUUCUGCAGGAUUUUGAAGCUUUGACGCCAAAUAUCCUUGCAAGAACUAUCGAAACUGUGGAAGGUGGUGGUUUAGUGGUUUUGCUUCUUCGUUCUCUUUCUUCACUUACCAGCCUAUGUACUGUGGUCAUGGAUAAUAAGUCUUUCUCGGAAGCACAAGAAGAGUUGAAGAAGUUGAAGGGACAGCUUCAUGAUGUCUUACCUGUUGGCCCAUUGGUUAGUGCUUGCACGACAUUAGACCAGAUGAUGGCAAGACAUGCGCGUGAGAUUGAGAAAGGAGAAAGCUCUCCAAGUGAAGGGAGUGAAUUGGAUGAACAAAUUCCAAACGAGAUGCACUUGGUAGAGAGAGAUACUGUUGAAGGACUUAAGGACUCGAUUUGGAGUGAUGUAUUGGAGAAACAAGCAUCCAAUGUACUGUCAUUCAUAGGGGAAGAUGUUUCAGAGGAACAUGUUGAAGGUGACAUGAAUCUCACGAAUAACGUUUUAAGUGAAGAAUCUGCCGAGGUUUCUGGGGGGGGAAUGGAUGUGGGGCCUCAUAGCAUUUCGAAUGGUAGGAUAAGUGGUCAUUCAAAAACCCAAAGUACAAUGGUUACUAUAGACCUUAAUGUUGAACCUGUCGUUGGAGAAGGAACUAUUGUGAAUUCAACUACGCCUACCACCUCUUGUCCAGGAAUGUGUUUUGAGUCCGGUCUUGAGUUUAGUGAAUUUUACCAUCGUUAUGCUUACAUGACGGGUUUUGAGUUGUUUGUAAUUGGUAAUAGGAUAAAGAAGGAGUACAAGGAUAAGGGUAUACUGAAACCAAACAAAUACAAUUUCUACGCAAAACCAACAAUGGCUUCGGCCUCACGUCACAAUGGUCACAACUACAACAUUAACAUAGAGCAUUGCUUGCACGCUGGUCACGAGUUCGACACAAUUGACUUGGGUAACGUGGAUAUCUCUGAUGAUCUUCUCUAUGGGAUGGAAAAAUCAGAUCUUUCAUUGUGUCGCUCGAUGCUUGCUCUUGAACAUAAGGAGCACACACAUUUUGACGUGGUAAGAAGCACAGAUCCUACUCUUCGAAAGGCAAUAACACAGAUAAAUAUCUUUAAAGAGCACAGGCAGAUAGUCCAAUACGUUGAACCACAAUACCAUGUGAGGGUUUCGCAAGCAGAUCUCUUGAUCAUUGACGAGGCAGCUGCUAUACCGUUGCCUGUUGUCAAGUCAUUGCUGGGUCCCUACCUAGUUUUCUUAUCAUCUACAGUGAAUGGAUAUGAAGGCACUGGACGCUCUUUGUCCCUGAAGCUUCUCAGUCAUUUGGAAAAGCAGAGUCAUAGCCCUGCGACCGGUGUUAUUUCAGGCCAUUCUGGUAGUAGUUUAUUUACUUUCUGCCGUGGAAUCCUUAAGAAGGAUGUUUUUGUUUUGUAUCUCUUCCCACUUGAAAAACUGUUACUGGGAUGGAUUAAUGUGAUAUGUGAUUCUGCUCUUUUAAUUCUGAAAAAAUAUCUAGGCGUUACUCUUAAGAAUUUACCGUUUUAUUUGAAUGUCACCAGUAAUUUAGACUUGAGUUUUGCAUGCCUUCUUACUUCUUAG